AUUUUGGCCAAAUCAAAAACCAAAAUAAUUCUUCGAUAUUAUUUCUCAUAUUCAUAAGCUAUUAAUAUAGCGAAAAACAAAUUAAAUAUCUUUGAUUGUUAGGUAUAAUGGAUUACAAUACAUAUUUAUAACUCUUCCGUAAUUGGUUAUAUGUCGCAGUAAUAACUAGGGUAGUAAAAUUGAGUAAUUGAAGAUGUCGGACAAGGGCAUAUCUAUUGGGCAAAGAGUGAUCGUAACAGGCAAAGAUGUUAAGGGCACCGUGGCUUACUUAGGCCAUCCUACUUUUGCCACUGGAAAAUGGAUUGGUGUUAUCCUGGAUGAACCUAAGGGCAAAAACAAUGGCACAGUUCGUGGUCACGCCUAUUUUAGCUGCGAUGACAACUACGGUGUGUUCGUGCGCCAGACGCAAAUACAGCUUCUGGAUAAGGAUGACAACCCCAAAGAGAUGACAACAUCUUCGGAGGAGCCCAAGUCUUCAGCAUCCAACAGGCGGCUCAGUAGUAUAACUGUGGCCCAGAGAUCUAGACCAACUACGGUCCGGCGUAAGACAUCGCCUGCGCAGACGAAAGGAACCCUGUCCAUGUCGAGUUCCAGGACGUCGCUGGCUAGCAGCCGGCAGUCGCUGACGUCGUACGUGUCGCCGACUGCCGAGCGCGCCGCCUCACCAGACCUCGCCAAGCGCGCCUCCUUCGUUGAGACCGGGUUCGUGGAGACGCUGACGCCGCAGUAUACGCCGGGCCAGAGCCUGACGUCGCCGCAGCCCAGCGCCGCCGCCGUCGAGGACCGGCUGGCCAACAUGCAAGCGCAGCAAGAGAUCGCCCAACUGAAGGCGGACAACGAGGACCUGCGGGAGAAGCUGGAGACGCUGAAGAUCCGGCGCGCCGAGGACCGCGACAAGAUCCGCGAGCUGGAGCGCCUGCGCCUGCAGCUGGACCAGGCCAACGAGUUCAAGGCCAAGAUCAUGGAGUCCCAGGCGCAGCUGCAGAGAGACCUGGAGCGGGCUAAGAAGGAGGUGCGGGAGGCUCAAGAGGCUUUGGAAGUCCACUCGGACGAGACCGCCGAGCUGGCCGAGGCGGCGGAGAUGGCGGCGCUGGACAAGGAGAUGGCGGAGGAGCGGGCGGAGGCGCUGCAGCUCGAGCUGGAGCAGUGCCGGGAGAAGCUGGAGGAGGCGACCCUGGACCUGCAGCUCAUGCGCGCCGAGAUGGAGGCCGGCGGGAACAUACCAUUCCAAGAGCACCCGUACGCAGCGGGCGGCGAGGGCGCGACGGGCUACGAGGUCCGCCAGCUGCAGCAGCAGAACGUCCGCCUGCGGGACACGCUCGUCCGCCUGCGGGACCUCUCCGCCCACGACAAGCACGCCAUGCAGAAGAUGCAGAAGGACCUGGAGCAGUACAAGUCUGAGAUAGCUGAGCUGAGCCGCACCAAGGAGAAGCUGUCGUCGCGCGUGGAGGAGCUGGAGGCGCAGGUGGCGGACCUGCGCGAGCAGGUGGACGCCGCCCUCGGCGCCGAGGAGAUGGUCGAACAGCUGGCCGAGAAAAAGAUGGCGCUGGAGGACCAGGUGGAGCAGCUGAAGCAGGACGUUCAGGAGCUGGAGGCGCUGCAGGAGGUGCACGAGCAGCUGGUGGAGUCCAAUCGUGACCUGGAGAUGGACCUGCGAGAGGAGCUGGAGAUGGCGCACGCUGCUACACGGGAGGCUGUGCGCGAGCGCGAGGCGGCGCUGGAGACGAUAAUGGACCGCGACGCGACCAUCGUCAAGUUCCGCGAGCUCGUGCAGAAGAUGACCGAGCAGCACGCCGACCUGCGCGCACAGUUAGACUCCAUACAAGCGGGCGGGGCACGCGCGGAGGAGGCGACGGUGACGUCAGCGGAGGGGCGGGGCUCGCCGGCCGCGGAGCUGGGCUCGCUGGUGGCGGCGUCGCGCGCGUCCACACGCAGCAUCGACCUGCAGCUGCGGGCGCUGGAGCUGACGCAGGCGCGCGCGCGGGCCGACUACCUGGCCGCCUGCCUGCCUGACCACUUCAUGGCAUCCGGAGGUGACCACGACGCGAUAAUGUUUAUCCUGCUGCUGCAGAGACUCCACACGAAGUCCGAGAUCAUACUGGGCCAGAUCAGAGAGAGGUUCCCGGCGGUAAACGUGUGGGACCGCGAGGUGAUCACCAAGACUCACACCGCCGUGCAGUACAGCUUCCGCUGCCAGCUCGAGUACCAGCUGCAGAUGAUACAGUGCAUGGUGUCGAUGUGGAGCGGCGCGCUGGAAACGUGCUCGCCGGAGCGGCUGCUGCGCGCGGCGUCGGCGCUGCCAGACGCGCUGACGCAGGAGCGCGCGCUCGACGCCGCCGCGCACCUGCUCAAGGGCAACGAGCUCGACGAGAACUGCUCGCUGGAGGGUAUCGAGCGUUGCUGGACGUAUCUUGCGGCGAUGUGGGCGGCGCUGGGCAUGAGCGGUGUGGAGGGGGCGGCGUGCUCGCGCGACGUCGUGCUGCACGCGUGCGGCGCGCUCGACGCCCUGGCGCGCGCGCUAUACGCCGACAGCAACGCGCUGCAUCAUGUGCUGCAGUCAUCAGACCACCAGCUGGAGCUGGGUCAGCUGCACGCGGCGAUCCAAGAGAGCUGCGCGGCGCUGCAGCAGCAGCUCAAGAACGUGCGCCGCCGUCUGCCGCCCGGCGUCCGCCUGCACGACCUCAAUAUUGACCAGCAGCUGGUGGAGCGCCUCCGCGGUUCAAGCGCGAGCGCGCUGUGGAAGUGCGCGCGGGCUGUGAGCCUGGCGGCGCGCGCGGGGCUGGCGCUGGCAGCGACGGCAGGCCCGCGCGGGGACGCCGCCCCCCUCCCGCACUCCGCCCUCGCCGCGCUCUGGCCGGCCGCCAUCGACCGCGCCUACCACCAGGUUGAGGAGGAGCAGGGUCCGGUGAAGACGAUCCGCGCUGCGCUGGCGCUGGUGACGGCGGACGUGGCGCAGCUCGCCACCUUCGCCCAGGACAAGGAGUACGACGCCAUGGCGCUCACCAAUGUCCCCGUUGAGAAGCCGACCCCACCCAUAGUUGUGCGAGCGCAGCACGUGAAGAAGCAGCUGGAGGAGACAAAGACGCUCACCAUCCGCCUCGAGAAUAAGGAGGCUGACAUCAAGGAGCUCAGGAAGGCCUUAAAGGCGAAGCAGGAGGAGGUGUCGGAGAUGCAGAUCCGGCGGGAGUUGGGCGAGCGCAAGCUGUCGGCGGCCGCGCGCGACGCCGAGCUGCGCGCCGAGCAGCUGCAGCGCCGCCUCGACGACGCGCACAACCAGCUCAAGAGGAAAGAGAAGGAGUUCGAGGAGACGAUGGACCACCUGCAGCAGGACAUCGACUCGCUGGAGAGCGAGCGCGGCGCGCUGCGGGACAAACUCAAGCUGUACGCCAAGCGCGGCGCUCACCACGCGGUGACGCCGCCGGCCGCGCGGGACUUCUCACCGGUGGUGACGACGCCAGCGCCCGCGCCGCUGCCGCAGGAGCAGCCGGUGAAGGUGACAGCCGGCGUCGCGGCCGGCGAGGUCAACGAGGCCAUGCAGCACCAACUCAAGGUGCUCAGCUGGCGUGUGGAGCGCGAGCGUGCGGCGCGUCUAGAGGCGCAGGCGCGGGAGUCGCGUGCGGCGCUGCGGCGACUCCGCCCCCUGGCCGCGCCCGCCGCCCCCGCCGCGCGGGCCCGUCGCGCCGCCGCCGCACAGCUAGAGAAGGACCUCGCUAAACUGCAAACGGAGUGGACGCUGUUCGUGGCGCGGUCCGGCCUGGUGAAGUUCCCCGCGGAGCCGGGCAAGUACGCGCGCGCGCUACAGCAGCACCGCGACCGACAGCGCGAGAUGCGACGACAGCUGGAGGAGCGUCUGGUGGCGCUGCAGGGCGAGGUGCGGGCGCUGGUGGCGUUGCACCGGCCGUGGCGCUGCGUCGAGGCCGACCUCGCCGACUUCCCCGCGCCGGAGCUCACCAAGGCUCUUAACCCGCCGACGGUGGACAUCGGCACGCUGAGGUACCCGGCGAGCGGCGCCGCGCUCGCACACACCGUCUACGUCACGCCCACACAGCUCGCCAGACUGCGCGAGAUCGUGUCGGAGCUGCAGUCGGACGAGGUGGAGUUGGACCUCAAGCCGCUCGACCACACCGUCUGCGCUGCCUGAGCGACCAAGGUCACGUGUAAACCCGGCGCGCCCGUACACUUGUAUAUGACGAGUAGAAACCACUUAAUAACCACAUUAUAUUACACGCUUUAUAAGA
Aricia agestis (brown argus) is the source of this 4238-nucleotide messenger RNA. It is a transcript of the gene DCTN1-p150, whose product is annotated as dynactin subunit 1. Lineage: Eukaryota; Metazoa; Arthropoda; Insecta; Lepidoptera; Lycaenidae. Gene Ontology annotation, cellular component: microtubule associated complex; spindle pole; axon. The transcript has 33 exons. Gene Ontology annotation, biological process: nuclear migration; establishment of mitotic spindle orientation. The coding region runs from base 194 to 4141 and encodes 1315 amino acids. The record is from RefSeq and is a predicted model, not a curated record.